UUCAGAUCCACUGUCCACGCGUGUUAAAGAUUUGUUGGUAAAGUCUUUGCUAAAGUCAGACAUUGUGAACGUAUAAUACGUAUUUUUCAUCAUCAUGGGAGGACAGGCAAAGGGAAAAAAGAAAAACAAACCAAAGAGGAAACAGAACCACCCAAACAAUGAUGCUGAAUUUGUGAUGCUGUCACCCCAGGAAAGGAUGAAACUAAGAAUGCACGAAAAAGCCAAGAAGAAAACAGCUGAGAAGUACUCUGUGCAUCAACUACUAGAGAAGACAGAGGAAUGCAUGGAUGGUUUUGACUUUGAGAUGGCUGCCCUUUACUGUCAACGAGCCCUGGACCUGGAGUCCACCAACCUGAAAGGUCUAGACAUGCUGGGACACAUCAGCUCUGAACUUGGAGACACACAUAAGGCUAAGGGAGUUUUUCUGCGUGCAGUGGAGCUGAGCCCAGAUGUAGGCCACAGUAAGUACAUGUACCUGGGACAGAUCCACACAGGCCAGGAGGCUGUUGACUACUACACUAGAGGAAUACAAGUCCUACUCUCUACAUUGGACAAACAAGCACAGACCACUCAGCCUCAGGCCGGAGCUGCUGCCCCACUAGAUGAGGACUCUGAACUCCCAACAGUGAAGGAUGUUAGUGUGGCCUACUGCUCCAUCACUGAGAUUUACCUAACAGACCUCUGCAUGGAGGAAGGAGCUGCAGACAAGUGCAAAGAGUUCAUUGAUAGUGCAUUACAGUAUAACCCUGACAACCCAGAGGCUCUACAGCUUAUGGCCAGUUACCUGUUCAGUGUAGAAAGAAACCAGGAAGGCAAAGUAUACCUGUUGAAGAGUGUUGGAUUGUGGCUACCUGCCCUAAAACAGAGUGCAGCUUCUUCCAGCACAGAAGAAGACAUGCAGAAUGAGAUCCCUCCGUACGAGUCUCGCAUCACCACCGCCAAACUGCUCAUCGAGGCCGAGGAAUACGAGAUGGCAGUGGAUGUGGUGGAGAGUCUUCUAGAGGAGGACGAUGAGGUCGUUCAGGUGUGGUAUCUCUCUGGCUGGGUGUGCUACCUCCAGUUGGAAAAAGCAAAGGAGCAGCAAGUAAGGGAGGGAAGAGAAGUGACUGAGGAGGAGAAGGAGGAGUGGAAGGCACUGAUGGAGGCGGCCAGAUUGCACCUGACUAAUGCUAAAAAGCUGUACAGUAAGAUGCGAUGUGAUGACCAGCCAAUUUUGGAGCAUGUGGAGCAGCUGCUAGGUGAGCUGGGAGGAGAGAUGGAGGGAGAAGAGGGCGACCCAGAUGUGGAUGAAGACUAUGAACCUUGUAGUGAUGAGGAGGAAGACAUUGCAGAGGCACCCAUGGAACACUGACCUCACCCCCUUACUUGUACUCUGAUUUCAUUUUUCCUCAUCAUGGUCCACCUGGUUUAAAUGUUCUGAUGUGCUCUCUAAAGUGCCUUUUUUUUUUUUUACUGGUUAUCCUUCACAUCCACUUAUCAAAGAUACAAUUUGAAUUCAAGUGAGUUCCACAAAAAGAGUGGCAUUAAAAGCUGCAGUCUACUCAA
This is a messenger RNA of Scomber scombrus (Atlantic mackerel), 1545 nucleotides long. RefSeq lists its product as uncharacterized. NCBI's taxonomy places the organism in Eukaryota, Metazoa, Chordata, Actinopteri, Scombriformes, Scombridae. The transcript is spliced from 11 exons. The record is from RefSeq and is a predicted model, not a curated record. Gene Ontology annotation, molecular function: protein binding. Gene Ontology annotation, biological process: cell division. Bases 95 to 1351 code for a protein of 418 amino acids.